Molecule: messenger RNA, 2505 nt
Organism: Saccostrea cuccullata (small rock oyster)
Lineage: Eukaryota; Metazoa; Mollusca; Bivalvia; Ostreida; Ostreidae
Product: helicase POLQ-like
Exons: 12
Molecular function (GO): nucleic acid binding; ATP binding
Source: RefSeq, a predicted model, not a curated record
GAGAACAAAAUUCAGCAAGAAGUGGAUGCUCCAUUAAAAGAAACUACUGGGGAUGUGGGAGACAAGAAACAAACACCGCCAGGGAAGCCAUCAGAACAGGAUAAUUCUGAUAACAACUCUGAGAAGGACUUCUUUGAAGAGAGUUUUCAAGACCAAGAUUUUCUGAGCCAUGUGGAAUCCAUUGAGAGUCAGAACUCAGUUGAUUUUGUUGACAGUGUGUCAGAAGAACGAUCAAAGUGUGAAAGUGUUUUGAGUAAACUAGUUGAAAAAGAUCAAUUAAUUCUGUCACCUAAAAGUAGGUUUCAUGAAAAGAAAGUUUUUGGGUGUGAAAACAGGGGUAAUAUACAAAAUGUUGAUAGUGAUUCAAUAGGUAAAACCCGGAGUACAGUGCAAAAAAGUGUCUGUGAUAGAAACUCAAAUGUCCAAGUCUCUGUGUGCAAUAAAAAUACUGACAAAGAGGUCAAGGAUAUAGAACUGAAAACUACAGAUCAGCUCAAAAAUGAUAUGGAACUGAAAACUACAGAUCAGCUCAAAAGUGAGGUUUUAAGUUCUGUCAGUAGUGUGGGAUCAUUAAGGGACCGAUUGAAAAAGAAAUUACUACAGAAUGUUGGGACAAAAUCCCCUGUUAGUCCUGCACAGACAGUUGAGCAAGGAAGACAGAGCCGGUUAAAAGAGGUAGAGCGGGAGGCGGCCAUUAUACAAGGGGAGGGAUCGGCCGAUGACAUCGGUCCAUUCUACGGUUUGCCUUCAAAAGUCCAGCAGCUGUUACAGAAACAGAGAGGAAUUACAUCAUUGUAUGAGUGGCAGGACGAGUGCUUGAGACUACCCACACUACAAAAGGGAGGUAACCUGGUUUAUUCUUUACCGACUAGCGGAGGCAAGACUCUGGUGGCAGAGGUGCUGAUUCUGAAGGAACUGUUGUGUAAAAAGAAAGACGCCAUGAUGAUUCUCCCAUUUGUUUCCAUUGUUCAGGAAAAGGUGAAAGGAAUGGCCCAGUUAGCAGUGGAGUUAGACUUUCUGGUGGAGGAAUACGCCGGCAGUAAAGGAAGAUUUCCUCCCAUCAAACACAGGAAAAGGUCCCUGUACAUUGCUACCAUAGAGAAGGCUCACUCCCUUGUCAACAGCUUGAUAGAGCAGGGGAGACUGGAUUCCCUGGGGCUGGUUGUUGUUGAUGAGCUUCACAUGAUUGGUGAGGGUAGAAGUCGAGGGUCAAGGUUAGAGGCCACACUCCUGAAAAUUAUUUACGCCAAAGCUUCCACCCAGAUUAUAGGAAUGAGUGCUACACUGAAUAAUAUAACAGAUCUCCUGACUUUCCUUAAGGCUGACGUCUUUUCCAGUGAUUUCCGGCCAGUCAAGCUUACUGAACAUGUGAAGCUAGAGGACAACAUUUUUGAAGUGCAGAAAGGUCAAACUCUGCAGGAAAGUUUGAGUCAUCAAAGAACUGUAGCUUUCCAGUACAGCCCCGAGAUGAACAAGCUUGACCCGGACCACCUGUUGGGUCUGGUGACCGAGGUCGUCCCGGGACAUUCCUGUCUCAUCUUCUGCUCCACCAAGAAAAACUGUGAAAACGUGGCCCUGAUGCUGAGUAAACUGAUGGCCAAGUACAAGAGAGAACUAAGUCAAGUGAAAAGACAAGAAAGAAAAGACUUGUUGAAGGAACUUUACAAAGAUGGAGAACAGAGGAUGUGCCCCGUACUGCAGCAUACGAUACAUUUUGGUAUAGCGUACCACCACAGCGGUCUGACGACAGAUGAGCGCCAUCUACUGGAGGAGGCGUACUCGGACGGCGUGCUCUGUCUCCUGGCCUGUACCUCUACCCUGGCAGCAGGGGUCAAUCUGCCAGCCAAAAGAGUGAUAUUGCGCAAUCCCUACAUUGGUACACAGUUCCUGAACAGGAGUCAGUACAAACAGAUGAUUGGACGAGCAGGGCGGGCAGGCAAGGACACGACAGGGGAGAGCAUUCUUAUCGUCAGUAGCAAAGACAGGUGUAAGGUGUGGGAGAUAAUCAGUGGUCCUCUGGAGAACUGUUACAGCAGUCUGAAUUACGAGGACGGGAAGGGGAUCAGGUCUCUUAUCCUGUCCACCAUAGGCCUGCAGGUCACCAAGACAACAGAGGAGGUUUUUGAAAUGAUGACUCACACGUUACUAUCCAUCCAGGCUUCUCAGUUGUCAUGUGACGUUGUUGCCAUGACAAAGGAUGCUCUUCAGCAGUUGAUUGACAUGGGAUUAGUGCGACAGAAGAGAAGGUUAUCACAAGAGAAAGAAAACUCCCCAGUCUCCCACACCUUGGAGGUUACACCUCUGGGACGGGCCACUUUCAAAGGUUCAGUUGAUCUGGACUUUUCUGCUCAGUUAUAUAAAGACCUGAAGAAGGCUGAGGAGUCCCUGGUUCUGGCCAGCUAUCUUCACCUCCUAUUCCUCGUGACCCCAUAUGACCUCGUCAAGGAAGUUCACCCACCAUGGAUGACCUACUUUAAACAGGUAAAUGAAGAGGAAACGUGUACC